ACCAGCAGGAGAGGAAAUUUAACGAGCAGCCAGUGAAGAAAAAAUAACAGGUACAAGCUUCAAGUGAAUUUUGUCGGAACAAGGAAGUUACAUAUAACCUCUCGACAGACUAAAGAAAUCAUUUUAUUGCUACAAGUGCAGAACAGUUUGGAGUAGUGUUUCAAUUCCGGAGGAUUUACUCAUAUCGUAUGCAAAGUUAUGGCACAAUACAUGGCAGACGAAAAUCACGGAGUUGGUAUUAUUAUCACUGGAGGAGCCAAAAGCAGGUUUAAACAUCCUCUUUUGAGUGAAGAUGAGUAUAUAAACACAAUAAAAGACGCAGCAAAGGCAGGUUAUUGUAUUUUGAAGAAUGGUGGCAAUGCUGUUGAAGCUGUUGAAAAAUCAGUUAGUGUUAUGGAGAAUUGUGAGUUAUUUGAGGCAGGUCGUGGAUCUUAUGUGAAUGCCAGCAGGGAAGUUGAAUGUGAUGCGAUUAUUAUGGAGGGACACACCUUAGAUACAGGUGCAGUAAUCUCAGGCCGAUAUUUUAAAAAUCCAGUUUGCCUUUCAAGAAACGUUUUGGAAGAAACACCACACUGUGCCCUUAGUGGUUAUGGUGCGUUAGAUUUUGCAAUAAGUAUCAAUUUUCCUUGUUGCGAACCGAAUGAAUUAAUAACAGAAGACAAAAUGCGAAAGCAUAUUUCUCACGAGCGUUUUAAUGACUACGUCGACUUUUUCUAUGAGGGAAAACCUAUUCCUGAUUGGGACAAUGAAAAUAGCGAUAAUGCAGAUACUGCAUGUGCUGUUGCAAUUGAUAAAAAUGGCAACUUGGCGUGUGCCACAUCAAAAGGAGGUAUCGCAGGGAAAGGUAAAGGUCGUGUUGGUGAUGCUGCAUUAGUUGGUUGUGGUGGAUAUGCAAAUGAUAAAGGAGAAGCUGCAACAACUGGUCAUGGAGAGAAGUUGAUAAAAUUAACUCUAGCACGUCAAGUUGUCAUUGAAAUGGAAAAUUGAAAAAAAUGCCCAGGAAGCAACGGAAGAAGCUGUAAAAUUACUUAAAGUAAAACUGAAGGGACAUGGAGGAGCUAUUGCGAUUGACAAAAACGGAUUUUUUUGGAAAAGCAUUUUCUACUCCCCUAAUGUCUUGGGCUAGCAUCAAAGAUGAUCAGUUGAUAGGGGGAUUUAAGAAAGAUGAAGAAGGAAAUGCAAAAUUACUGUAUAAUCAAAGACUGUAGAAUUAAUAAACCAAUGGCCAUUAUUUUAUAAUUCAGGAAAAUAUUUUCUUGAUAUAUAUAUUCAUAAUCAUGUACACAUAAAUAUUUAUUCCAAAACUCUGCACCAGUCGGCCAUAUCAUGUUUUUUCCACUCUUGAAAUUUAACAUUUGAAACUAACAAUACAAUAAAAUAUAAUCACAUAGUGUUCAGGGUGCUUACUGAAAACAAUAAAUACAAUAAAUGUCAUACAUUCCUUCAAAAUAUAGUAUAACUGAUUAAUAAAAAAACAAUAAUUGA
Molecule: messenger RNA, 1485 nt
Organism: Xenia sp. Carnegie-2017
Lineage: Eukaryota; Metazoa; Cnidaria; Anthozoa; Malacalcyonacea; Xeniidae
Product: isoaspartyl peptidase/L-asparaginase-like
Exons: 7
Coding region: 199-987 (262 amino acids)
Molecular function (GO): hydrolase activity
Source: RefSeq, a predicted model, not a curated record